UUCACCACGUCUGGCAAACAGGUCAUAAAUUCAUAGCACGGAUUUGGGUAGGCUAACGGCACUGGAUGGUCGUGAUUUCAUGUGGUGAACAGAAUAUGCUUUGUACUAAGAAAUAGUAAUUGGUUUUUUUUUGAGCUAUUUAAACGGACACUUUUUGCGUACAUCUGUCGUAGGAGGUUGUAUACGAACCUUGAACAGCAAUGAGCACUCAACUAGACGGAAAGGUUGCCAUAGUAACAGGCUCGAGCUCCGGGAUAGGGGAAGCCAUCGCCAUCACUUUUGCCUCAAGGGGAGCCAAAGUCACACUCUGCGGCCGUGACCCCGACAGACUGCAGUCGGUGUUGCGCAAGGCAGUGGAGGUCAGUGGUGGACACAAGGACAGAUUUAUAACCGUCCUGGGCGAUGUCGGGGACGAGGUCAUCAGGAAAAGAAUUGUGGAAGAGACGGUCACAGCUUUCGGACAACUGGACAUUCUUGUACCCAAUGCCGGCGUCUCUGUUCCACACGCAACAAUUCGUGAUGCCACGCCGGAGCUCUACGACAGCGUCAUGGACAUUAAUGUCAAGGCCGUAUUCUUCCUCGUUCAGGUCGCCCUGCCCAGCCUCGAGAAAAGCAAAGGCAACAUCGUUUUCGUCUCUUCCAUGCUCAGCGCCCUGACAGGGGUGCCGUUAAUCGUCUACCCCAUGUCCAAAGCUGCCAUUGACCACCUGGCUCGUUGCCUGGCCGUGGAGCUUGGUCCUAAAGGGAUCAGGGUCAACACUGUGAACCCUUCUUACAUCCCCACGAGGAUACGACGAGCUUACGACCCCAACGUCGAGGCCGCGGCCCUGGCUUGGUCCCAGAAGGAGCUGGCCGUGCAGCCGCUGCAAGGCCGGGCAGGAACAGCCCAAGACGUCGCCGAGGCGGCAGCUUUUCUAGCCUCGGAUGCGGCAGGGUUCAUCACUGGACAGCACGUGAUACUGGACGGGGGCAGGUCCUUCUGCGGGACGUACGGCGCGUCUUCAAAACCAACAGAAAAUUAACAAUUACAGAGGAGCUCUUCAGUUGAAUGACGUGAGGCAGGGACGUUAUCACCCUUUUCAAAACAUAGUGCACAAUAUUUUUGGAAAUUCUUGCAAUUAAUUUUUCCAGUUUAUUAUUUUAAAUGAGAUAUAAUGUUUAUUUAAUUAAGAUUUUUUAUAAAGAUUUUAAAAUAUAUAUGUGAGUAUAGUAAAUGCCUUAUUAUUAUGAUAAUGCAGUGUUUAUUUAUUAAAGAAAUACGCAUGUGUUUAACGUCUUAUUCAACUCUCAAACUAACAAUGAAAAGAACAAACGAAUUUGAUCAGGUUUUAAGUUUAUGAUUAUUUCCCCAAAAGCUGAGAUACUCUAUACGUUAAUGUGGAUAAUGGAUUUUAUUACAGAAUUUGCAUGAAUAAAAACAAAAAUGUCCUGUUAUUGAUCCAAAAGAGUGUGUAUUUAUUUUGUUUGGUUUGUCAAAUUGUAGUCUUGUAGUCAGAAUUUGUGAACUGAAAAUAAUAGUCCGCGGUCCUAGCCAUUAGGGAUUAACUCACAGAUAAAUGCAUCUUUUCGACACUGGAUCACUCUUAGGUGGUUUCCACAGUGAUCGUUUUCUAGAGCACACGACCCACACAUAGUGUUUAUAGUGAUGCAGUACCUUUCGAAAAGGAGGGCGUUAGGGCGAAUGACCCACCCAACAUCAGGGGGGGGGGGGCGUCAAAAGAAUGAAUGCACUCGGAAACAAAGAUCAAAUAGCUAUAUGAGUGUGUAGGCCUAUGUCGAUCUCAGAAACAACCAGACACUGGAGUCCUUUAAAACCGAUCUAAAGACACAUCUAUUUCGCAAAUACCUUCUGGGAUGAUUGUCUACCUUAUUUUCCAGUUAAUGCAUAAUGGCUGUGUUGCUCCGGGUUGAAAUGGCUAGAAAGACUUUGAGAUUGUAUGCUUGUAAUUAGUUUUUGUAGUGUUGCGUUUGUUUUAAAUGUGGUAAAUUAUAGAUAUGUUUUUUGUUGACUUUGUACCGCGCUUCGAGGCUUUGGGGAUGAAGCGUGUUUUUGAAAUGAACUUUAUUAUUAUUAUUAUUAUUAUUAUUAUGUCAUUAAUAAUUGAUUUUUGAAAGCUGAGGGCGCCAUUAUUCUUUUUUUAGACUUAGCCCCGGGCGCAAUUUUUACUUCAAAUGGUCCUGCAGUUAAUUACAUUAUAAUAAUUGAACAUGGGUCUUUCGCAAAUUACGGCACGCAAAAAAUAACCUUUUUGAGACCCCCACCCUCCCCCGUCACAAAGUGUCACAAAUUCUUUACCCCUCCCAACCCCUUUAUUGUCACGUCACAGCUAAAAAAAAUCAAAACAAAUAUACAAUUUUCAUAACUAAUCAAAGAUUUUAUUUUAUUCUUUAACAUUUUCCCAUAACGAUAUUGGAUUGAUAUAUUACAAAACUGUGACGCGAAACAACGAAGUCAACCUCGCGCAUACAUGUAAAAUGGCCACAUCAGUUUUUGCGCAAAAGGUGUGCAUUACCGAGUUUCACGUUACCUAUAAUACCUGAGGCAAUUUCGACCUCAAAUUUAUGUUUUUAAAAUUAAUUGAAUAAAGUUGUUUUUUUCAAAAUUAGAAAAUUUUAGAUUUAUAAUUUUUUUAAAAAUUAAUAUGUGACGUCACAAAUAUUUGACGCCCCCUCCCCCCUGUCACAAAUUCUCGACCCCCCCCCCCUUCCUGAGCGUGAUGUAAUUUGCGCACGACCACUAACAAAAAUAUCUUCUUAAUUUAACCCUUGCCUUACUUUAAAUCUUUGACCUCAAGAUAAAUAAAUACCAUUUCCA
Molecule: messenger RNA, 2815 nt
Organism: Lymnaea stagnalis (great pond snail)
Lineage: Eukaryota; Metazoa; Mollusca; Gastropoda; Lymnaeidae
Source: the annotation of a GenBank genome assembly